AUGGAUAUUUCUUCAAUCUCAGAAAUCUUAAAGAGCGAAUGUAAAAUUGAAAAAACACCAUAUCAAAAGGGUAAUCAUGAAAUAAUGAAAUCUAUAUCCUCAUUUAGAUUUAAUGGCUUUAAGUUUAGUUCUUCAGCAUAUAAUUAUAAAGGCGAUAUUGUUAAAUUCCUUAGUGUAGAUGUAUCAAUUGGUGUUACGAUAGGCGAAAAAGCUGGAUUUGAAACAACAUUUAAUGUAUCAGGAUUUAAUGGAUUAAAAGCUGGAUUUGAAGCAACAUUUAAUAUAUUAGAAUUUAAUGGAUCCGGUUUAAAAACAAAUUUAGGAAUUAGUACAUCUACAGGUAUAUCAAUAAGCAAACAAUGUUUCGAAAUUAAAUUUGCAGGCUUCGGUAUUAAACUCGGAUACGAAAUGGGCAUAAACACGUCUUUUGGAGGUGUAUCACUUAAUAUUGGAAACCUAUUAAAACGAUCAAAACUCGUAAAGACUAUUAUUGAACGCUGCAAGAAUAUUACAAAUAGCGAAGUUGUACUGAACAAUAUUGUAAAUCAUGGUAUUAAUAUCGGGAAAGAUAUAUUGAAGACCAAAAACUGCGAUACUAAGGUUGACAAUGAAAUAGAUGUUAAUGCGUUUACUGGAGGUGAAUCAUUUAACAUUAUUAAGACCGUUACAGAUGUGAUAUGUAAUAAUGAAG
Molecule: messenger RNA, 691 nt
Organism: Racocetra persica
Lineage: Eukaryota; Fungi; Glomeromycota; Glomeromycetes; Diversisporales; Gigasporaceae
Source: the annotation of a GenBank genome assembly